AUGGAGAAGAAUGUGUACACGUGGCGGUCUGGGGACCUUGUAACAAAAAUGCAAUUAAAAAGCUUUUGAAGCAAGUUAGCCAUAGCCGCUUGGCGCUGUGUCGUCUUCGUCUUCUUCUUCCUUCUUCUUCUUCAUCUCUCUCUUUCGUUUUCUCAGUAAGUGAAGGAUUUGCAGAAGUAGAUGAUUGAAUAUCCAUGGAGGUAAUUUAUGGUUUCUAAUUUGGUUUUAAUUCUUUGAAAGUUUGAUUUUUUUAUGUUAUGAGAUUUCUGGGUUUUUGAUUCUCAAGUUUUUAUGGAUUUUAGGGUUUUCAGUAAUUGCAAAACUUUAUUCUGAAGAUUGAGUGAUUGCUUGAGAUAUAGGUUAUCAAUUUCCUUUAUCCCUAAUAUUCCAAAUCUCGAAAUUUCAAAUUACUUCUCUAAGUUGUUCUAUGAGUUUAUGAUCUUAGAAAAUAAAUCUAGUGUUUUGAUUACUCUGUUUUGCAUAUUUUUGAUGGGUUUGUGUUACUUGUUUUGUAAGCUAAGUGAUAUUCAUUUUUGUGGUUGAGGUCAAUAGUGUAUGGAUUCUGGUUCUUUAUGUCUCAGGGUGAUUGGUUUCAGGAGGUAUGGGAGAUGGAGAUGAGCAAAGUAAAGAGUUAGGAGGAGUUUCGUCUUCGAGUCGUCGUUGUUCUUCCGGUACUGCUGGUGCUGCAAAUGCAGAAGCAAGAAUGAAGUUUGCUGCUGUUGAUGCUAUAACAGAAUUAGUGUGGUCUCCUAGCAACGGUCUAAGCUUAAGAUGUGCAGAUAUCAGUUUCACGGGAAAGGCAAAAUUACUCUCUCCUAACUUCUUUGAUAUAGGACUAACUAACAUGGCGAUUCACUCAAAUAGCACAAGUAUUGAAGACCAAGAAGAUCACGUAGAUGUCGAAUUGAGAAACCGAGAUCAAGUGAACCAAGCAAUGAUUGGUGGUUCUGUUGAGGAUAUGAAACCUGAAAUGGUUGAGGAUAAGGUUGAAACCAAUGAUGAUAUAAAGAAUGAAGAAGCAGGAUGUUCCAAAAGAUCUUCAGAUAGUCCGAAAGCUAUGGAAGGAGAAACCAGAGACUUGUUGGUUAAUGAACAGUUGAGGAUGGAAAGUGCUGGAUCUCAAGAAGAAGGGGAUAAGGCGCAUAAUAGAGUUGAUCGUUUAGAAUCAAUGGAUGAGAACAACCUCGCAACUCUUGCUGUUGUAGCAUGUGAAGGUAAAGGGGACUAUUUGCCGGAGGGUGAGGCUGGACCUAGUGGUUCCUACAGGCGUCGUGAGAAAGCAAAAGGGAAAGAGAAAGCUUUAUCUGAUGAAAACUUUGGUGGUGAUGGUGAAGAUGAGGAUGAGGAGAGUUUUGGUAGUGUAGAAAGUUGCAAUAGUGCGGGUUUGCUCUCAAGGGGAAAGAAAAGACCAGGCUUUGAGGAGCAGCUGAUUUUUGGAAGCAAACGGCUCAAAACGUUAAAUCAAGAAUGUUUGGGGUCAACUUCAAAGCUCAAGCAAGAUAGUUCCUUCAUGAAUUGGAUAUCAAAUAUGACUAAAGGAAUCUGGAAAGGUAAUGAAGAAGACAAUUCUCCUUUUGUAGCUCUUACCACCACCUCAAAUGCUAAUGGUCAUGGCCAAGUCAAUGCCAUCGUUGACCAACAACAAUUGAGUCCAUGCUGUGUGAAGGAAAAUAGUGGAUGCAGAAACACCGGUUUCCAGUCUUUUUUCCAGUCUAUAUAUUGUCCGAAGAAACAAAGUCAAGAUGUCGUCGACAUGGAUUUCCCGAAUGAUGUUAAUGCUGCUCCUUUGCAGGAACUUCCCUGGAUUCCUGAACAUUGCGACAUUUCCAAAGGGGAUGACUUGUCUUCAUCUGGUAAUGAGAUUGGUCCAGUGGCUGAACCCAACAUUUCAUCAGGAAAAGUUGUAUUUAAUCAGACAAGCAAAACACAGUCUUCAGAGAACAAACGUGAGGACAAAGAGCCAAACAUCUCGUUGAUGUCUCUUAGUAAGUCUAAGCCAAAUGAAGAGCCAAAAACAUGCGGUGAAGCUGAUGGAAAGGUUAGUCCAUGUUUAACCAACAGAAACUCUGGUCUUAAAAGUUUGUGGAUUAGUCGGUUUUCUUCUAAAGGUUCGUUCCCUCAGAAAAAGGCAAGUGAAACGGCUAAAGAGGCCAAUGCUUCAGCCUCAGACGCAGCUAAAACCCGUGAUUCACGGAAAAUGCUGGCAGACAAGAAUGUUAUAAGACCCAGUAUCAGCUCGGUAGAUGGGCCCGAUAAACCGGACACUGUCCUUCCUAUAGUUUCGUCAAUGAGAAUAGAGUCUUCAGAAGCAAUGGCUUCUUUGUUUGCUAGAAGAUUAGAAGCAAUGAAAAGCAUCAUGCCCUCAGGUUCUUUAGCUGAGAAUGCAGAGGAGGAACAGAGGGAUCUAAUUUGUUUCUACUGCGGUAAAAAGGGUCAUUGUUUACGGGAUUGUUUGGAAGUAACUGAUACUGAGCUCAGAGAUCUAGUACAGAACAUAAGUGUGCGGAAUGGAAGAGAAGAAGCGUCAAGUCUAUGCAUUAGAUGUUUUCAGCUUAGUCACUGGGCUGCAACAUGCCCGAAUGCUCCCCUGUAUGGUUCAGGAGCUGAAGGUAGAGCUAUGAAGAACGCUUUAGCUUCUACCUCUGGCAUGAAGCUGCCCAUAAGUGGUUUCACAGACGUACCAAGGGCGGUCUUUGAUGCUGUUCAAGUGCUUCGCCUGAGCCGCACAGACGUUCUCAAAUGGAUAAACACCAAGAAGUCUGUAUCGGGUCUCGAAGGGUUCUUCUUGCGGUUAAGGCUCGGGAAAUGGGAAGAAGGGCUUGGAGGAACAGGGUAUUAUGUAGCUCGCAUAGAUGGGGACACAGAGGGACAAAGCUCAAGGAGACAUUCAGAGAAAAGCUUAAUUUCAGUUAAGGUUAAAGGUGUGACUUGCCUUGUUGAGUCUCAGUUUAUCUCAAACCAAGACUUUCUUGAGGAGGAGUUAAAGGCCUGGUGGCAGAGCGCGGGGAAAAGUGCCAGAACAAGCGGCUACGACGGCAUCCCGUCGGCGGAGGAACUUAGUCGGAAAAUUCAGCAGAGAAAAAUGUUAGGCUUUUAGGACAUUUGUUCAAGUAGAUAAAUGUUUUUAAGUUAUAGGUUUUACGAUUACCCGUGUAUUUUUUCGGUUGAAAAGGAGAGUGUAAAUUUCUUAGUUCAGAGGGCAUCGAAUGUCUCAAACCAUACAACAAUCUAAAACUGGAUGUCCAAUCUAUUUAGAUUUGCGAGUUUUAUUCGGAUCUUUAUGUCUCGAUGACUAUUUAUUGUGAUUGUUAAGCUUGUAUAGUCUAUGUGUGAAGGAUCAAAGUAUCAUGGAAGAACAAAGUACAUUGAUAUCAAGAGAGAUAUUGUGGUGUCUUGCUCAUUUUUCAUGA
This is a messenger RNA of Arabidopsis thaliana (thale cress), 3410 nucleotides long. RefSeq names its product zinc knuckle (CCHC-type) family protein (gene TZP). The coding region runs from base 602 to 3097 and encodes 831 amino acids. Gene Ontology annotation, molecular function: DNA binding; zinc ion binding; nucleic acid binding. The transcript is spliced from 6 exons. The record is from RefSeq and is marked reviewed. NCBI's taxonomy places the organism in Eukaryota, Viridiplantae, Streptophyta, Magnoliopsida, Brassicales, Brassicaceae.